This is a messenger RNA of Sebastes umbrosus (honeycomb rockfish), 1139 nucleotides long. Its product is annotated as glutathione S-transferase omega-1-like. The transcript has 6 exons. Gene Ontology annotation, molecular function: glutathione transferase activity; glutathione dehydrogenase (ascorbate) activity. The record is from RefSeq and is a predicted model, not a curated record. Gene Ontology annotation, cellular component: cytoplasm. Gene Ontology annotation, biological process: glutathione metabolic process. Lineage: Eukaryota; Metazoa; Chordata; Actinopteri; Perciformes; Sebastidae. The coding region runs from base 236 to 949 and encodes 237 amino acids.
AAAAAUUCCUCAACUGGCCGGGCAUGGGCCAUGCUGCCUCAACACCAACUGGGCUCCCCCUCCAUCUCCUUUCUCCUCCUUCCAAUGAUUGCCUACCUAUGAAUAGAAACGCCUGAGCUAUCAAACCAGGCGCACCAAUUUACGUGCAGUACAGUCACAGGACGCUCUCUUCUCGGUCAUUUGCAGACAUUUCCCCGUUCAUAACAAGACUACUUUCAUCUCCUGAAGUGUAAACAUGUCUACUGAGAAGUGUUUAUCCACAGGAAGUGCUGCACCUGGUCCAGUCCCCAACAACCUCAUCAGACUUUACAGCAUGAGAUUCUGCCCCUUCGCCCACAGGGCCAGAUUAGUGCUGAAUGCCAAAGGGAUCAAACAUGAAACCAUCAACAUCAACCUGAAAGACAAGCCUGACUGGUACCUUGAGAAGAAUCCUUUUGGACUUGUCCCAACUCUGGAGACACCUGCUGGUGAGGUGAUCUAUGAGUCUCCCAUCACCUGUGACUACCUGGAUGAAGUUUACCUCAACGAUAAGCUGCUUCCUUCCACUCCUUUUGGUAAAGCUCAACAGAAGAUGAUGCUGGAGCAUUUUUCCAAGAUUAUGCCAUACUUCUACAAGAUCUCAAUGGGGAGAGCGAAAGGCCAGGAUGUCUCAGGACUGGAAGCUGAACUGAAAGAAAAGCUUUCUAAAUUAAAUGAGGACCUAAUUAACAAGAAGUUCUUUGGUGGUGAUUCGAUCACAAUGAUCGACUACAUGAUGUGGCCGUGGUUUGAGAGGCUGGACAGCUUUGGACUGAAACCCUGCCUUGACUGCACACCUGAGUUGAAGAAGUGGACAGAGCGCAUGACGGAGGACCCGGCUGUCAAAGUCGCAAUGCAGAGUGCGGAGAAACACAAAGCCUUCUACAAGAGCUACGUCGAGGGGAAACCCAACUACGACUAUGGCCUGUAGAAUAAACCAUGAUGAGCUAACAUUGAAGGGAUACAGUGGCAACGUAUUUUUUUAAUUGGAUUUUUAAGACUUAUUUUGUUAUUGAGGGAAAAUAUAUUAACCAUAAUGGGAAUGAGGUACAGUGAAGUAAAUAUGACUUAAGGUGUUUCCAAAGGUGCAACACUUUCUCUAAUAAAAGCUAAAGAUGUAA